This is a messenger RNA of Salvelinus sp. IW2-2015, 1832 nucleotides long. RefSeq names its product transmembrane protein 182. The record is from RefSeq and is a predicted model, not a curated record. Gene Ontology annotation, cellular component: membrane. NCBI's taxonomy places the organism in Eukaryota, Metazoa, Chordata, Actinopteri, Salmoniformes, Salmonidae.
AUGGAGUCAGAUGACAACUGUGGAUCCCAUGGAAUUGCUGGUAAUAUUUCUGUGUUGGACCCCUCACCCCCACCUAACCCCAGACACUCCUGUGACGUCGAGGAGAGUGUGGGCAGCAGGCACCUUCAAUCAGCCCCCCAAAAUAGCCAGGGAGAGGGAUCCCACGCCCUACCACCUUCCUACCACGAGGGCUUCUUCUGGAGGUGCUCCUUCGGGGGAAACCUGGACGAUGACACCCUCUUGAAGUUCUGGAUCACCAAUGCCCACUCUAAAGUCUGCACAACACGCCUACCUCUUCCCUUUCCUGUGUCUCAACAGACUCACAACGCCACCGCAUAUGACUCCGCAAUCAUCUACAGAGGCUUCUGGAGUAUCUUCAUGCUAAUUGGGGUGGCUGCCGUCGUUUUAGGUGGGUUCUUCAUCAUCUGCGCCGCCCCAUUUGCCAGUCACCGUCUAUAUAAGGCUGGGGGUGUGCUCUUCCUGACAUCUGCUCUGUUCCUUCUCGGUGUGGUGGUGAUGUAUGUGCUGUGGGUGGAGGUGCUGGAUGUGGUGCAGGUCUACGUUGACCACCAGCGCUCCUCUGUUUGUCCCACCUUUGACCUCACCAUCCACUACGGCCUAUCCUUCUUCUUCGCCCCUGUCGGCAUCUCCUUCUGCCUGCUGGCAGGACUCCUUUUCCUCCUCAUUGGUCGGUCCGUACAGAUGCAGUACCACUGAUUGGUGUCGCUGUGGCAAGAGUGUGAUGAUGCCCAUGGUAGAGGGCGGGGCAGUGAGGCUUCCGGAACGCUGCAACGGUUGUUUAAUUUGUUUAAUUGAAGAAGUCAAAUGAAAUUCCAAUUUAAAAAAUGUCUCAUAGCUAAGCAUUGAGGUAAAUUGGAAUUUGAAUUUCAGUUUACUUCCUGAAUUGACUUCAUUGAAAAGGAAUUGACCCCAACCCUGCUCUGUAACUUCAAGAAUGUGUCGGAAAUCUCUGUGUUCUGUCAAUCAUCCAUAAAUGGAAUGGGACUUCUUUGAACUCCGUGGUGUCACUGAUUUGACAGGUUACAAUGACAUGUUUCAGUCACUGCAAGUGUUUGACAGAGUUCCACCCAACAUGACACCCUAUACCAUCAUAUUAGUGCACUACUUUCACCAGAGCCUCUAUAGGGAAUAGGGUACCAUUUGAGACACAGCCAACGCCUCAGUCCCCCAUCACUACAUGCUCUUCACCUGACACCUACAGUACUGAGAGACACAGGAUUGGUUGGUUGAACUGUGGUGGCGGCUGUUGGUGAUUUGCUUAUACAGGUUGUCGGCGGUCACAUGUCACAUGUUGCCAUAGCAGCGAGUUGGGAAUGACUAUGGUAUAGGAUGUUUUGUUUGUUGAAUUCUUUGUCUUUGUAUUUGUAUUUUUAGUCAAAUGGUUUUAGAAGGCUGCUCCUGUCAUUUGCUGAGUGUGUUGAGGUGUGCUUUAACAUAAAUGAAGGGUGAACAAGUCACUCUCUAUAGAUUUGAUUACCACUUUAUAAAUAUAAUACACGUGUAUUCCUUUUUCAAUUAUUAACACAUUUUGAGAGAAAUGUGAAUGCCUUACCAUUAUAUAAGCAUGCGGUGUGAAGAGUUAGAAUUAAGGUAUAGAAAUCAAGAUUAGGGGCUCUAUUCAAUCUGGAUCGCUGAAGCGUUACAUAUUACGUGAUAGAAAUGUAAAGAUGAUUUCUGAUUGAGCGGACAUAUGUAGCUCUGGUUAAAAUGUUUUAGUAAAGUAUUUGUUUGCUUUGUAAAUAGUAGACACUGUAAUGAAAUUACUACAUGCAGUUUAAACAUAAAUAAAUUGAUAACAUUUGUUUCAUGAA